AUGGAAGAAGACAUUGGGCCAUUUCAAAUAACUCACUGGCUUCAACCGAAAGCAGUAGCCAUUGGCCAGCAUAUAGAAACACGCGAAAAGGUUCUGAUUCGAACCGAAAACGCUACCCCAAAUCUUGAACAGGAAGCUACAAUCCUGCGAGCACUAUCUGGCGGAAUCGGCUUUCAGACCCUCUACUGGUUUGGAGAAACUCAUAACCAAAAGACAAUCAUAACGAAUACUGUUGGGAUGUCGUUAGAGGAUGCCUUCGAGAAGUCCAACAGAUUCUUUGAUAUGUCUCUAGUGUUGGAGAUUGCAAGCCAACUGAUCUUUCGGUUGGAAUGGAUGCAUUCGCACAAUCUCUUUCACGGAAAAUUGACACCAGACUCAUUUUCUUUGGGUGGCUCUAGAUGGCAAACACCCCAGGUCGUGCUCAAUGGCUUUCAAAAUAUCGAUACAUCCGAAAAUGCAGCAAGGAAGGACCUUGAGGCUGUUGCAGAUAUACUUGUUUAUCUUGCCAUUGGGCCCGCUUCGUGGGAGAGCUUUCAGGCAGAAAAGCCUGAUUUUGUUGAUAUUCCUUCCGCACUCAAGGGGUUUAUCUUGAUACUGUCCGACCAAGAAAUCAAUCCAGCCGACUACCUUAUCCCUCGGGCAUAUUUCCAUGCAGCUCGGCGGAGCCUGGCAGGAAGAACUAUUCUGGGCGGUCUUGGUGACCCACAAGAGCGGCAUUCUUGCCUGAAAUAUCUUGCAAGCAAGGAUACGAACGAGCUGUUUGACACGCUUGGCUCGAAACUUGUGGCAGUUGGUAGCGCUUUCGGCGAUCUUACGUGGGGCGGCGAUGAGACCAAAUAUCUUUUUGAGUCAUUAGAUGAGAUCAUGGCUAUUUAUCUUGUUCUUCUUCUGCGAGAUAAGCCGACCCCAAAGCGUCGGACAUAUCUGAUGGGCGCUUACCAUCUACCCAACCGUUUGUGGAGAGAUUUUCGUUGGUACUUGUGUACUGGAAAACGUGGGGCUGCUUCGAUACAGAUCCUUCUCAAUCUCACAGUCUACAAGUAUAUGGGGGUGCUACUUGAGGUGAUCCCAAGCUACAACAGGUACUGGGCGAAGUUUCUCUCAGAAACAGCCUAUUUCCAAAUGAAGAUAGACUCUGAUUCCUAUCAAUUCUGGAGGAAUGCGUGGAUUUAUUGGAAACACUGUUCGAAUUUUCUCAGCAAGACGUCAAUGUGA
This is a messenger RNA of Penicillium salamii, 1215 nucleotides long. Lineage: Eukaryota; Fungi; Ascomycota; Eurotiomycetes; Eurotiales; Aspergillaceae. The record is from the annotation of a GenBank genome assembly.